AUGGAGGGACUUUUCACUCUGCUCGCUCUGAGCAUUGUGAUGGCAAUUACAUCUUUUGUCAUCGGCUCAUUACCACUUGCUUUUACUCUAUCGCCCUCGCAACUUAGACUUAUAUCUUCAAUUGGAAUGGGAGUCUUGGUGGGAACAUCCUUGAUUGUUAUAAUUCCGGAAGGAGUGGAAACCCUAUAUAGCGCGAGCUCAGUGAGUCGCCAGAAAGAACUCAGCACUCGUUCGACAUCGGCAGUCAAUUGGCAGCAUGCAGUCAUUCCGUCUGUUAUCCCAAAUGACGUCUCCGGCGACUCCGAUCAGUUCCUACACACCUCGUCAGAAUCACCCAUCGAUGACUCGAUUACCGUCCACGCCCCCUCAGAGAAUUUGCAGCGGCGGAAGGAGAGUCUAUCGGAUGACGGCGCAGACCACGACUCCGACCACGAACACGACCACGAAGGCAGCUCGCCGCAUGCCUGGAUUGGAAUUGCGCUUGUCAGCGGUUUCAUUCUGAUGUAUCUGAUCGAUAAAUUGCCGGAGUUUGCAAGCCCGUCCAAACAACCACGACCGCCCCAUCACAUUUCAUUGGACAACCUGGGUUCCGGCCUGCGACGGAACUCAUCGCCUUCACGUGAAGGAGGAUUGCUAGAUGCCGGUAAUAUUCCUAAAAGCAGCCACAGCUUCGCAACAACUACCGGUUUGGUCAUCCAUGCGGCUGCCGAUGGAAUCGCCUUGGGAGCGUCCAGCUCCGAUGCCGGCUUGAGUUUUAUAAUUUUCUUGGCUAUCAUGGUUCAUAAAGCGCCGGCUUCUUUUGGUCUUACAUCCGUAUUGCUUAAGCAAGGGCUCUCUAGCCGUGCCGCGAGGGCUCAUUUGUUGGUUUUCAGUCUAGCGGCGCCCGUGGGAGCUCUGAUGACCUUCCUCUUCGUCCAAGUCAUCGGUUCUGGCUCUAGCGGCGACGAAACAGGCACUAGGUGGCGUACCGGUGUGCUUCUACUGUUUUCGGCAGGCACCUUCUUGUACGUUGCGAUGCACACGAUGCAGGAAAACAGCCCCAACUCGGGUGCGCGUGAAAUACAGGUGAACGGAUAUGGUGAUCCUCGAGACCUGCCAUCUUCGUCCGAAAAGUCAAUGAGAGACCUGAUCGCGUCUGUCAUUGGCAUGAUUCUGCCGCUGUUUCUGCAGAUAGGCCAUGCUCAUUAA
Molecule: messenger RNA, 1188 nt
Organism: Aspergillus melleus
Lineage: Eukaryota; Fungi; Ascomycota; Eurotiomycetes; Eurotiales; Aspergillaceae
Product: Mn(2+) transporter ATX2
Exons: 3
Coding region: 1-1188 (395 amino acids)
Biological process (GO): zinc ion transport; transmembrane transport
Cellular component (GO): membrane
Molecular function (GO): metal ion transmembrane transporter activity
Source: RefSeq, a predicted model, not a curated record